ACAGAGGUAGCUCCUCCGCCGGCAGCAACUCGGCGCUCGCGGUCCAUGGACCGGAACCCCGGGCCGACGGGCAGGAACCCGGGCCGCGAUCGCCGCCUCCCCACCCCAGGCUCCUCCUCCUCGCUCCCCACCGCCUCCUCCCGACGCCCGCGGGCCGUGCACCGCCACCGCCGGGCUCGCGGAGCCGCCCCGGGAGGCUGGGUGGCGGGUUCGCGGCUGCCGCCGGACUGAGGCCUACUCCGCCGCCUCUCAGUGCUAUUGUCCCUGGGCCCGGCCCUGACCGGGCCCACUAGGGAGGCGAGUGCGCCGCCUCCGACGAAGAUGCCGGACCAAGCCCUACAGCAGAUGCUGGACAGAAGUUGCUGGGUGUGUUUUGCCACUGAUGAAGAUGAUAGAACAGCUGAAUGGGUGAGACCAUGCAGAUGCAGAGGAUCUACAAAAUGGGUUCACCAGGCUUGUCUGCAGCGCUGGGUGGAUGAAAAACAAAGAGGAAACAGUACAGCCAGAGUGGCAUGUCCCCAGUGCAAUGCUGAAUACUUAAUAGUUUUUCCAAAGUUGGGUCCAGUUGUUUACGUCUUGGAUCUUGCAGAUAGACUGAUCUCAAAAGCCUGUCCAUUUGCUGCAGCAGGAAUAAUGGUUGGCUCUAUCUAUUGGACAGCUGUAACUUAUGGAGCGGUGACAGUGAUGCAGGUUGUAGGCCACAAAGAAGGUCUGGAUGUUAUGGAGAGAGCUGAUCCUUUAUUCCUUUUAAUUGGACUUCCUACUAUUCCUGUCAUGCUGAUAUUAGGCAAGAUGAUUCGCUGGGAGGACUAUGUGCUUAGACUAUGGCGCAAAUACUCAAAUAAACUACAGAUUUUGAACAGUAUAUUUCCAGGGAUUGGUUGCCCUGUUCCUCGAAUUCCAGCUGAGGCUAAUCCUUUAGCAGAUCAUGUCUCUGCGACCCGAAUUUUGUGUGGAGCCCUUGUUUUUCCUACUAUUGCGACAAUAGUUGGUAAACUAAUGUUCAGUAGUGUUAACUCUAAUUUACAAAGGACAAUCUUGGGUGGAAUUGCUUUUGUUGCCAUUAAAGGAGCAUUCAAGGUUUACUUCAAACAGCAGCAAUAUUUACGUCAGGCACACCGCAAAAUUCUAAAUUAUCCAGAGCAAGAAGAAGCAUAAAACUGACUUCUCGUUGUUCUGCAGUCCUCUCAUUCUUAUGAGUCUGUUGUGUUGUUUUGAUUCCAUCAUUAAUGCACAGUAGUGGAGACUUGCGAUAAGCUGCUGCUCUCAUAUUUUUAAGAAGUAAAAUAAAGCACUUAGGGAAGGGGAAACCCUCUCAGUAAUCAUGGAACCUAAGGAUGUGAUUUGUUUUCAUUCUUUUGUAUGUACUUCUUUUAUGGCAGUCAUCUGAACCAUUAUUUUAGCAUGGUGAACCUGAGUUUUGUUCAUAUUUUCUUCAGACAGAAAUGUAAAGAUCAAACUGUGCAAAUAUUUAAAAAUGCACAUGCCGUUUUAUUCAAAGGCCUCUUUUGUACAUGUUCAUGUUCAGUGUUUUCUUAGAAUCAGCAACUCAAUGAAGGUACUACGAGGAUUUUUCUCACUGGCAUAAUUUGAUUACAAGCUAAACAGGAGUAUAUGUUAAUAUGAAGAAAUGUAAAUUAGUUAUACAUAAUUAACAAACCAAAAAUGUAUGUAAACAUUCAAAUGAUUAUCUGAACAAAUGCAAUUUUGUUUUCUUUUUCUUAACCCAUGUGAUGUCCUCCAAAAUGUGUAGGGUAAAAUUUCACAGGGCUUCCAGAUCACUUUUUCACUAUUAAAUUUUAUUUAUAUAAUGUUGACAUCUCAUAGUUCAUAUUGUAAUUUUGACUCAUGCAGUCUUAACUACUGUGUGUGUAUGUGUGUGUGUGUGUGUGUGUGUGAGUGAGAGAGAGACAGAGACAGAGACAGCGACAUCAGGUCCUUCCAUCACCGGAGUAAGGUUUUUAAAUUCGUGUUUCUAGAAAUUAGUUUAUAGUAGUUUGAACACAGAGAACGAUUUGCAAAAAAUCAAUAAAGUUAUUUUCCUCUCCUUUCUCAUCGAUUCAGUUAUUCAGGUGUUUGUUGAUCACCUCCUACUUCCCCAGGCACUAUGCAAAGUGCUGUGGGGAUACAGUGGUGAACAAGACAAACUUGGUUCCUGCUUUUAUAUAGUUUACAAUCUAGUUUCAACAGGUAGAAAACCAGCAGUGAGUAAACCAAGGUGAGGCCUUGAGCUCUUUGUUUUUAUACCAGUCAGUGAGGAAAUAAUUAUGAAAACAAGUCUUGAGUAAAUAUUAAGGUCAUUGUUUUUGUCAGAUUAUUAUAAGAAAAAAAACAAUACUAAUAUUUUUAAAUUUAAAUUGCUUGUCAUACUGAGGAGGCUAGCACCUUAAUAGUCACUGUUUAACUAGUUUUAUAUUCAUUUUUCAAAAGCAAUUAUUUAUUUUAAGCUGUUCAGUAGUGACCCUUUUAAUGUUCAGCGAUCUGGUCUUGGAGUUAUUUUCAUCAAUUAGUAUUAAGUUUUUUAAAGAUAGUUCCAAAAACCCUAUUUAUUUUCUUGUUCACAGCAUCUAAUGCAUGACAAUAUGAAUGUUCCCCCUUACUGAUAAGUGGCCACUUCUCUUUAGGAUUGUAGCAAGUAUAGAUUGAGCUAUGUUAGAUUACAGUAGUAUAUGUUAACUUCAGUAAUUUAAGACUGGUACCUUUCUAUAGUAUGAAUGUCUUAAUUUUGAGUUAUAACAUGAAAUUUAUGUGAAUGGCUAUUGAACAUUCAAAGUUGUAAUUACUUAGGGAGGAAGGGAAUAUUUGACUGACAGUGAGCCUUAUAUUAAGAUCACUGCUACAGUUCUGAAGGGGAAAUAUAAAAUCUAUGAUUAUAUAUAAAAAUAACAGAUUAUAUAGCUGUGCUUAUAAAAUAUAUUGGCUUUCUUAAAUUUUCAAUAUGAAAAGACAUACUGGAUAUUUCCUGCAUAAUUUUGUUAUAUAGAACAGCUUUUAGCAGCCUUUACUAAAGUUACACAAGCACACAGUUCCCCAUUUAUUACUUUAUGCCCAAAAUGGGGGAAUAACUGCUUGGAUUUGUUUGGCAUCAGGGCUUGUGAGGGCCAGAGAACAACUCUAAUCGUUUAGGGGCAGGGAGAAGGAGUUUUGAGGGCUGUGGGGAGGGAACUGCAAGUGCCUGGGGACCAGAGUAGCCUCAGCCCUGG
Molecule: messenger RNA, 3203 nt
Organism: Balaenoptera musculus (blue whale)
Lineage: Eukaryota; Metazoa; Chordata; Mammalia; Artiodactyla; Balaenopteridae
Gene: MARCHF5
Product: membrane associated ring-CH-type finger 5
Exons: 6
Coding region: 322-1158 (278 amino acids)
Molecular function (GO): zinc ion binding
Source: RefSeq, a predicted model, not a curated record